AUGAAAUGGAGUGGCCGAGUGAGGCGUGUCAAUUUAAUAUCCUCCGGUGGCCUGAUGAUGGAUGGCACUUUUAUUAACCCUGCCGGACGUGCGUCGCUUUACGACUGCAAGUCGAUGCUCGGUUUCCUAAGAAAUCUCAAGCCAACGGACUUCGGUUUCCCGUUCGCUCCACCGGUCACACACUUCGAUCACAGUAAAACCUCUGCAGUCUAUGGAAAUCCUUUGCUGUCUGAAUUUAAAAAAAAGGGUAAAAAACCACAAAUACGCGCGAUUUCAAAUAUCGAAGCCGUCAAUAAUUCGAAAAUGGAACAUGCGCUCGCGUGGCGGCGCGGUGCUUCACGACUGAUCGUGAACGGCGAGGCACGCGCCGGUGCCUUCAUUCACAAAUCGAACGGCGGGGGCAGGGGCGCGGGGCGAGAGGGGAAUGCCCAUUCAUGA
Molecule: messenger RNA, 438 nt
Organism: Leptosia nina
Lineage: Eukaryota; Metazoa; Arthropoda; Insecta; Lepidoptera; Pieridae
Source: the annotation of a GenBank genome assembly